AUGGGAAAGAAUGCCGUCGAGCGAGUUCUUAUUGAGUUAUUUUAUCCCCACCUGAAUUUCGGACAAGUUUCGUUCGGUAUCUCGUCUUUCAGAGUCGACAUUUUGUCUCGCGAUAAGCGCAGUCGUCAAGGAAUGGGUGAAAGAUUUGGCGAAGCAGCGGAGGUUGCCGGACUUGCUAAUAAACUCGUCUGGUGGAAACGUGUUUCCGUUCGGCUCUUUCAAGCUUGGCAUUCACACCCCGGGGGCGGAUAUAUAGAUGCUCAGUGUGUCUCCCCGCGCCACGUUGAGCGUUCCGAUUUCUUCACUAGUUUCGUCGACUUCCUCCGAGCCACGUCGGGUGUAUCUGAUAUCAGGCCGAUCGAAAACGCUUAUGAUGUGCCAGUAUUGAAACUGAAGCUGGAUGGCAUUGAAUUGGAUUUCGUGUUCACAAAACUACCAAUCGCGGCUUAAGUUCGGGACAAUCUGAAUUUAGACUAUUCUUAUCACGUCGCACCGUCCGACCCGAAAUGCUUGCGAAGCUGGAACGGGUGUCGUGUUACCGACGAAAUCCUCGGAGUCGUUCCUUACCAUCAGGACCAUUUUCGGGUCACGCUUAGAGCUGUACGACUGCAUGGGCAAAACGGGCAAAGCGCCGGAUGCGGGAUCGGCGUAAGCUGAGAAAUUUGUUUUCAACAUCCCCGCUAUACCGAAGCGGACACUGCGAUUUUGGUUAGAUCGACCUUACUGACAACGUUUUAAAUCAAUUCUUAACUUCUUUUUGCAUAUGGCUCUCGAUGGAGGUGCAUGAUGCGAAGUCGAUCCUUGACUGUGCGAAGAUCUCGCUCCGCUAGUUCAAGAUUGAAGGUCGAGCGGUGACGAGUUCAACGCGUCUCUAUCCUUUUGCGGAUUGUUGGAAAUGUCGUUGAAAUCGAGACGAUGCCGAACUUCUUUUUUUUUAUAUUUGAGUGUUGGAUUCGUUUGUAAGGUGCAUUCCAAUGCGUCCUCGCAUACUUUCAUGGUUUAGACGCCUGCGUGAAAAAAAUUGAAAAAGCAUAAAAAAAUUUUACAAAAUUCAAGACAACAGAUAAAAAAAUCUAGAAACUUGGAAAGUGUAAUAAAAAGAAAAAAGGUGGGGGAGAUCGUAUCGACUCUUUUCUGUUGGAAACUACGUGGCUUCUGUCUUACCU
This is a messenger RNA of Notodromas monacha, 1166 nucleotides long. The record is from the annotation of a GenBank genome assembly. Lineage: Eukaryota; Metazoa; Arthropoda; Ostracoda; Podocopida; Cyprididae.